AUGUACACCACCCUCGCCCACGCCAAGCAGUUUCUUAUUCCGCACCCAAACGACGCCGUUUCGUCCCCUCUCGGCCUCGAUCUCAACUUUUCCGGCCUCAACAUCCACCGCGAGAACAUGUUCCUCGACGACCCUGAAGCAGACUUCAACAUCACAACCGUGAGUGACACGCGCUACAGUUCGGUGAGGAGUUUUGACGAUCUGAAUCUGUCGCCGGAGGUGUUGAGGGCUUUGUAUGCGGACAUGGGAUACAGGAGGCCCAGUAAAAUUCAGGCAAAUACUCUGCCGAUGAUUUUGAGUCCUCCUUAUAAGGAUUUGGUUGCUCAAGCACACAAUGGUACUGGCAAAACUACUUGUUUCGGGCUCGGAAUGCUUGGCCGUAUCGAUCCCGGUGUUAAAGCUCCUCAGGCACUCUGCAUUUGCCCCACCAGAGAGCUGGCCAUUCAGAUAUUGGAGGUGCUUCAGAGGAUGGGGAUGUACACAGGAAUUAAUAUAGAGUGUGCUGUCCCAUGUGUGACGCCGAGUGCUACAUCUGUUCAUGACCGGGCACCAGUAACGGCACAUAUUGUGAUUGGAACUUCUGGUACGGUGCAUAAGCUUAUUUCGUACAAGAAGCUGGGUGUAAGCAAGUUGAAGGUUCUUGUUUUUGAUGAGGCUGAUCACAUGCUUGCCGAGGAUGGCUUUAGAGAUGAUUCCUUAAGGAUAAAGAAGGAGAUAGAUAAAUUUAGCCCUCAUUGCCAGGUGCUUUUGUUUUCUGCUACAUUUAAUGAAAUGAUCACAAAGUUCAUACCGAGGGUGAUGAAAGAUUAUAAUCAACUAACUUUAAAGAAAGAAGAGCUUUCUUUGGAAGCUGUGAAGCAGUACAAAGUUUACUGUCCUGAUGAGCUGGAUAAAAUUGAGGUGAUCAGGUCUAAGAUAUUUGACCUAGGAGAUUACAUUGGACAGACAAUAAUAUUUGUACGGUCAAGAAAUAGUGCCAAAAUGCUGCAUGAAGAACUUGUUCGAGAUGGUCAUUCGGUUACUACCGUACAUGGUGCCCUCAGCAUUGAAGACAGAGACAAAAUAGUCAAAGAGUUCAAAGAUGGUUUAACCAAAGUUCUCAUAUCAACUGAUCUCCUCGCUCGAGGUUUUGAUCAACAGCAGGUUAAUUGUGUUGUCAAUUAUGAUCUUCCAAUCAAGCGUGUUGCUUCUUCAAGCACACGGGAUACUCCAGAGCCUGAUUAUGAGCUCUACUUGCAUAGAUGUGGCCGGGCAGGUCGUUUUGGGAGCAAGGGAGCUGUGUUUAACUUGCUUUGCCUUGAUACGGAUAAGCUGGUCAUGGCUAAUAUCGAGCGCUACUAUAACAUCCAAGUACCAGAGGUAAACACUUGGAACAGUGAACGGGCUUUUCAAGGGGCUCUAAGAGCUGCGGGGUUACUGUAA
Messenger RNA from Fragaria vesca subsp. vesca, 1422 nucleotides. RefSeq names its product DEAD-box ATP-dependent RNA helicase 38-like. Bases 1 to 1422 code for a protein of 473 amino acids. Gene Ontology annotation, biological process: poly(A)+ mRNA export from nucleus. Lineage: Eukaryota; Viridiplantae; Streptophyta; Magnoliopsida; Rosales; Rosaceae. The transcript is spliced from 8 exons. Gene Ontology annotation, molecular function: RNA helicase activity; ATP binding; RNA binding. The record is from RefSeq and is a predicted model, not a curated record. Gene Ontology annotation, cellular component: cytoplasmic stress granule; nucleus.